UGGGUCUGAGGGUAAAUGACUGAAUUCAUCACAUUUAAAAGACGAAGUAGCUGCGUCUUUUCCCAGAAGCAGCAUCUCAGAGACUUCAAGAUGGAAGAUAAUGAUACAGAGCCAAGGCCCAUGCCCCCGCGAGUGCAGGCUAAGCCUAAAUGUAAAAUCUCAGCUUCAAGGAAACUCUCUCUGAAGAUCCUGCUACUGCAGAGAGCGAUGGAAGACUUGGAGCAGGAGAAGGUGAAUCGAGACGAAGAGAAGGUGCGCUACCUGGGGGAGAAGCUCCCCUCCUUACAAAUGUCUGGCUUUGCAAUGGAAGAACUGCAGAAACUGUGCAAACAGCUUCAUGCACAAAUUGAUGUGGUGGAUGAGGAGAGAUAUGACUUUGAAGCCAAAGUCAACAAGAACAACAAAGAAAUUCAUGAGCUGAAACUGAAAGUACAGGAUCUUGGGGGCAAAUUCAAAAAACCUGCUCUGAGGAAAGUGCGUGUGUCUGCUGAUGAGAUGAUGAGAGCUCUGCUGGGCUCCAAGCACAAGGGUUCUAUGGACCUUAGAGCAAACCUCAAAUCAGUAAAGAAAGAGGACAUUAAACAAGAGAAGGUGCUGACAUCUGAGGUGGGUGACUGGCGUAAGAACGUGGAGGCCAUGUCAGGCAUGGAGGGCAGGAAAAAGAUGUUCGAUGCAGCUGGAGGAGGCCAGUGAGACGCUUGUAUAUUUUGUACGUAUGACUGUGUGCACGUGUAAAAGUGAGGCAAAGGUUAGGAGAAAAAAAACAACCUGUUCUUUGUUUAAGAUUUCCUCAGCAAUCUCAGUUUUACUGGUCACCAUUUAUCGGUCAGCUUUCAUGUCAUUUCUAUCAUCUCGCUAUCAGUUUUUAUUUAAUGCACAAAAAACAAGAUUGAAAAGUUUUUUGUGUGUAUUUUCUGGUAAAGCUGUGGAUGCAAAAAAAAAUAAAAUUCUGGUGUCAUAGCAA
Messenger RNA from Electrophorus electricus (electric eel), 964 nucleotides. Lineage: Eukaryota; Metazoa; Chordata; Actinopteri; Gymnotiformes; Gymnotidae. The record is from RefSeq and is a predicted model, not a curated record.